This is a messenger RNA of Amoebophrya sp. A120, 4333 nucleotides long. Lineage: Eukaryota; Dinophyceae; Syndiniales; Amoebophryaceae. The record is from the annotation of a GenBank genome assembly.
CAAAUUUAGUGUACUAGCUAGUCAGUUUUUCAACUUCUACAUCUUCAUAGAGGAUCACGAAAAUCUGGCUUAUUUCGGAGCAGUAUCAGUUUAGUCUAUUUAUCGCUUGUAUUGUCUCUGUUUAUCACCCACCUCACCAUGCCUCCACGGCGCGCGUCCCCGGUCCAGAGUCCGGCACGUAGCCCGGUCCGGAGAACUCCUGCCGUAUCAAAUGUAAAAAUGUCUGGGUCUGGAAGUGUGCAAGUUUGUCAUGCUUGUCUGGCAUGACUCUUAAGUCUGUCAUGCACAUUACCAAAGAGCCCCACUUUUCUGUCAUGCAGAAACGUAGUUUGUCAUGCAGAAUAGGCAACACCUAGAGUAGAAGCUCAGAAACUUGUCAUGCUGAGCCAGCAGUUGUGGCCUCCUCAUGAUACGCCACACAGCAUCACAAGUUUCCAGACCCAGACACUUUUACAUUUGAUAUGCCGGUCGGAAGGCCAACAGAUCCAAGUCGCCCACCCCGGCGCCGAGUAAGAGGGGAAGCAAAGACAACGCUGCGUCCGCCGCCCGGAGUGCAAAGAGGCAAAGGAAGGUGACUUUCGACGAAGGUGAAGAAGUGGAUGCACAAGCGGAUGUGCCGGCCUCCUCUUGUAAAGGGAGAAAUACAUCCGCAAAUAAGCGUGAUAAGGAAAAGGACAACCCGACUUCGGCUUCACCGGUGCAUCUGGACGAUAUCAGCGGUGACAAGCGAUUGAGCAAAAGUAGCGCUGGGAAAAACAGCAAGAAAGAGUCGCCAGUCUUUGGAGGUGACAGGAAACAAGUGCAUGCAAGUCCACCGCCGUCAGCGUCGCCCUUGAGGUUGAUGCCCGUGAUAAAAGGCGAUAGUUCGUACGCGGCGGAUCAUGCUUUGGGCGGUAUGAAAAUGCAGUCUGUGUUCGAUCUGGACGAAGAGGACGAUGUUGGCGCUGGAGGACCGGCUGGAAAGAAAGCCGCCACCUCUUCAUCCAAAGACCCGUUUGCGAGUUUCGAAGAUGCUGUGGAGAACGUGGCGAAACCCUUGAAGAUGAAUCGUGCAAUAGCAUCAGCAAGCUCCCAACCAGCAACAAGCAGCUCCAGUACGAACAACCAUGCAAAGCCACUGAACAAACCUUCUUCAUCGCAGCAACUACAGCGGCAAGACUCGACUUUGGGUGGCGCGAAAACGAACGCCUUCAAUUUGUCCUCUUUGAAAACCCCGGAUGGGCAGCGACGGCGACAGGAUCUGGACCGAACCGAAAAUAGGAACAGGGCCGUUGAGAAAACAGAGAACACGAUGGAGAAAGUUAUGAAGAUUUUGCUAGGGGAACAAGAAGGAACACCAGGAGCGUGGUCAUCUUCACUGUGUAGUACAACUCUUGACCAAAACAGCCGACCGAUUUUCUCGUCCACCGCUGCGAGAAGCCGCGGCAAGCGAGUGUUCGACCACGAGGAGGUGUCGACUAUGAUAAAGGAAGCGUUGCAAGUGGGUUUUGCUGUGGUCACAGAUCCGCAUGGAAGCUCAGAGCCCGGAACAAGCGAAAGAAGAAAAACGACUAGUAGAAAAAGAACAGCACGAAGACCAGCAGGGCUGAACUACCGCGUCUUGGAGCGCGAGACUGAGGUCGCGCAACUAAACGACUGGUAUUCGCUACAAGACCGUGCGCUGGCGACAACACCGCUCUUCAUCCGGGGAGGGCAGCAGCAAGGGAAAACGAAAUUUGUCUGCGACUUUUUCAAGACUGUGAGGAAAGUCUACAAGGCAGAAGUAGUGGGUGGAGAUCUUCAAAAUAGUAGCGCAACAUCUUCGAAGCCGCAACAAAAGCCUUCUUUCAAACUGGAAGUGUUGCACGUUGUGAAGCCGAUGAUACCUCUUUUGUGUCCGGCUUUUGCGUCUUCGUCGGCUCCUGUGGGCGUAGUUUCUGACUUUGCAAGCGAAGAAGCCCACACUUCAUCUGUUCCGCUAAAACAAAGCUUCCAGCCGCUUUCCUUUGCGGAACUUCACAAACGCGCUCUGAGGAAAACGACCCCCGGCGAGAUCGAAAUAGCCGCCAUUGGACACGAGAUCGAGCGAGUGCUUCAGAAGGAAGAAAGAUUGGAGGAAGAGACCAUUUUCUUCUCCGCAACAGGUGGUCGCUCAGCCGCUAGUGCAGCUAACAACGCUACCGAGGCCGGCAGGCUGUCCCAGAUGCUACUGAAUGACAAGCAGCCCAUCGCAGGAGCAGUAGAGAAUAGCACGUCAGCUGCAAAAACUUUGCAAGGGGCGCCUUCCACGACCGCGGCAACACCUUUCCAACAGCUCCCACCUAUGAACGCCAACCGGAUUUUCGAGAUGCUGCGGGUCGCCUCGAAGAAGGCCGCAAAAACGUUCGGCAGCUGGCUCGAGCACCCGAUGGUGCUGAUUUUGGAUGACUUGCUGGAAUCCCCGACAAAGAUAUCGAACAGGUCAGCGAGCAACGCCUUGACGGCAAACUCGCGCGGCUUCGAGACCGAAAGCGAGCAAGCUGCGAAGAUUUAUGGCGUUCUCAAAUGUUACAUUCUCAACUGUUACAUGAUUUGUCAUGCAAAAUUGCAAUCAGAAUCGACGCAAUCAAGCUGCUUCGCAUGACAAAUUCCCGACGAGCCCAACAGGCUGAGAAUCUUUGCCAAAUCUGUCAUGCAAGAAGCGCAAGGUCUCCUAUUUCACUGUUGCACUUGUUGCAUCACAAAUCCAUGUAACAGUUGAGGAUGUAACAGUUGAGAACGCCAUAAGAUUCUCACCGAGUUCGUGUCCGAAUUAGUCAAGCAGUACGGCAACAUCGUCCGUGUGAUCUGGAUCAACCCCCCGAGCUGUGCACUGAAUUGUUCGCAAUCCACGCUUCCGAUCUUCGCAGACACUAUUACGUUAAAGAACUUCACCCUCGAACACUUGGUUGCCAUGUUCAGUCGGGAAGUCUUGGCAUCCGGGAUUCUGGAAGAACUGCAAGCUAUGUUGAAGAACAAGACCAGUAGCAAUUGCAAUUCAAACUCGAAGGCAAAUCCAAGCGCCAUCAGCAGUGUAGCGACUACACAGAUGAGCUCCUCUGCUGCGUCAAUUCCGGAAACAGGAAAAGCGGUCGUGAAACAAUUCCUGCACGUGCUGAAUGUGAAAAACGAGCUCUUCGAUCACCAGCUCCAAUGCCAACUGUUAACCAACAAGUUUCUCGCGAACUGCAUGGAGGCAUUUCGCUGCUAUUGCUUCGACUACCAGGCGCAGCUGAAGCAGACCAAAGAAACCGCUCUGGAAUGGCAGUGCUUGGUGAAUUACGUGCUGAAGAAGCGGUAUUGGUUUUAUUGGUUUUGUGCUUAGAUUACGACGUUUUUUUAGAAUGGCGCUCUUCGCUUCUUGCACUUUUUCCAAACGAGAGGUUCCAAGCAUAAUCUGAAAAAAAAAAUAACCACGUGAUAAUUCGACAUCGAAAAACAGUGCUCCCCUGCCCCGUCCGCGCGCGGAUUUACAACUUCGUCACAUCAAUGGAACUGUCGCAACGACGGCGAAAGAGUUGGACGGAGCCAGAGCUUCUUCUGACAUGACGGGUUCUUUCUCUCCCUGCGUAAAUCUGGCCAUCGUGGCUGCGUUCCUUGCGCAAUACAAUCCCAAGGAUGCGGACCGGGUGUUACUCAUGGGGGAUUGCAACGACAAGUGGAGCAACAAGAAAAUCCCGAACAAGGCCUUCCAAGAUUGCGGGCUUUUUCUCGGAAAACUCCGAGCUCCGGUGGAGGAACGACAAGGGAAAAGCAACAGCGUGAUGCGUGUGCGGGCGGUUUUCGAGAUUUUACAGGACAAAUUCUUCCCCAGGUUGAAGUGCGUCGAAGGGCAGAGUUUGUUCACCGCGGGUUGCUCCGGAGUAGACAUUGCAGGAGGAAAUGGGGUCGGACAUGGUCAGGGACAGACUUUUUGGUUUGACGCCCUGAACUGUUUGACGAGGGAACUGAAACUGUGGAGUGUCAAUCCGGUGACGCAGUUGGUUACGAGCCAUCUGCAGGAGGAGGAUGUUUACAAAGCACUGGAGAAGUUGGGGCAGGAUCCUGCAAAAUUUUUGCAAGACUACCUCCUGCAAUCAUAGAUCAGAAUACACAACUAAGUAGAUUUUUGUUCUGGGGAUCGACAUGGUUCACGGUGAGGAGGAGGACGUUGAGGUCGACGAACGUGAGUAUUUGUGUUGCAAGUGACAGUGAAAGAACCUGUCCAAAUCUCUACGAAACCAAAGUCUUCGCAUGGUUUGAAAAAAAAAACCGUUGUCGCGCACCAAAAGACAAAAGGAAGAGGAAUUUGACCAGGGGCUGCAGUUUGUUCGAAACACGAUUUGUAUUAUUCGAG